This is a messenger RNA of Talpa occidentalis (Iberian mole), 2051 nucleotides long. It is a transcript of the gene SLC3A2, whose product is annotated as solute carrier family 3 member 2. Gene Ontology annotation, biological process: carbohydrate metabolic process; amino acid transport. The record is from RefSeq and is a predicted model, not a curated record. Bases 201 to 1883 code for a protein of 560 amino acids. The transcript has 10 exons. NCBI's taxonomy places the organism in Eukaryota, Metazoa, Chordata, Mammalia, Eulipotyphla, Talpidae.
GUAAGGGUGGUGCACGAGGGCGCCAGCGCAUUGCGGCGGAAUCUCGGCUGCUGCCUUCUUGAGGUUCUAGGCGCGGAGACCCGGGCUUCGCGUGGAUCCUGCACUGACUCCCAGUCUCGGUCCCAGCCGGCCGCCCUCAUACCCUUCUGUCAGUCCCCCUUCCCACACACACCCUAAACCCGUGCGCAGGGUCCUCCUCUAUGGAUCCCGAACUUCCAGAACCCUCGACCGACGUCGUCUCGGUUCCAAGCCAGCCGUCCACUGCGCAUUCUGAGCCUGAUGCUCAGGGUCCCAGCGAGGGGGGCGACUCAGGCACCAUGAGCCAGGACGCCGAGGUGGACAUGAAGGAGGUGGAGCUGAACGAGAUGGAGCCCGAGAAGCAGCCGAUGAACGCGGCGUCGGGGGCGGCCGUGGCGGGCGGCGCGGAGAAGAACGGCCUGGUGAAGCUCAAGGUGGCGGACGACGAGGGGGAGGCGGCCGCGGCCAAGUUCACGGGGCUGUCCAAGGAGGAGCUGCUGAAGGUGGCGGGCAGCCCCGGCUGGGUGCGCACGCGCCGCGCGCUGCUGCUGCUCUUCUGGCUCGGCUGGCUGGGCAUGCUGGCCGGCGCCGUGGUCAUCAUCGUGCGCGCGCCGCGCUGCCGGGAGCUGCCGGCGCAGCGCUGGUGGCACACGGGCGCCCUCUACCGCAUCGGCGACCUGCGGGCCUUCCAGGGCGGCGACGCCGGCCGCCUCGAGGGUCUGAAGGGGCACCUGGAUUACCUGAGCACGCUGAAGGUGAAGGGCGUCGUGCUGGGCCCAAUUCAUGAGAACCAGAAGGAUGACCUCUCUGCGACCAACUUGGAAAGGAUCGACCCCACUCUUGGCUCCAAGGAAGAUUUUGACAAUUUCCUGCAAUCGUCGAAGAAAAAGAGCAUCCGGGUUAUUCUGGACCUUACUCCCAACUACAGGGGCCAGGACUCGUGGUUCCAGCCUGCCCAGCAUGCCGAUGUGGAAACCAAGAUGAAGGAUGCUCUGAGUUUUUGGCUUCAGGCUGGUGUGGAUGGCUUCCAGCUUCGGCAUGUGGAGACUCUGACGAAUGCACCUUCACUCUUGACCGAGUGGCAGAAUAUCACCAAGAGCUUCAGUGAAGAUAGGCUCUUGAUUGCAGGGACGGGCUCCUCCGACCUUAAUCAGAUCCUAAACCUGCUCGAAUCCACCAAGGACCUGCUGUUGACAAGCUCAUACCUGUCCAUGGGGAAUCCUAAGGCCCAGAUCACUCAGUAUUUGGACGCCAUUGGUGAUGGCUGGGGCAGCUGGGCUUUGUCUCAGGGGGAGCUCAUGACCAGGUUCGUGCCGCCUCCACUCCUCCGGCUCUACUACCUGCUGUUCUUUACCCUGCGGGGGACCCCAGUUUUCAGCUAUGGGGAUGAGAUUGGCCUGCAGACAGCUGGACAGCCUGCGAAGGCCCCAGUCAUGCCUUGGGGGGAAUCCAGUGAUCCUAGCACGGCUGGAUCUGGAAACACCAACCUGACUUCUGUGAAGGAUCAGAGCAAAGACCCAGGCUCCCUCCUCUCACUCUUCCGGAGGCUGAGUGAUCAGAGGGGCAAGGAGCGCUCGCUGCUGCACGGGGACUUCCACGAGAUCUCCUUGGGGUCCAACCUCUUCUCCUACGUCCGCCUGUGGGACCAGAACAUGCGUUUCCUGGUCUUGCUCAACUUUGAGGAAGUGGGCCAACCUAUCAGUUGGCAGUCUAUCAGCCUGCCUGGAGGUACCAGCCUGCCAGCCAAGGUUGAACUGAUGCUCAGCACAAAGUCUGGCCGCACGGAGGGCUCCACUCUGGAUCUGGAGAAACUGACCGUGGAGCCCCACGAGGGGCUGCUCCUGCACUUCCCCUACGAGGCCUGACUGGGAGCCACUGCCUUCCUCUCCCCACCUCGGUCCUUCGGGUUCUGGGUUCUUCUUCUCCUUUUUUAUUUUUUAUUAUAUGUUACAGAUGAACCCCUCAAAUAGGGGUUUUUUGGGCAUCAAAUAAAAGUGAUCCCUGCCUGGUGAGGUCUUGUCUUCCAUCCACUC